AUCUCUCCCUCCCUUAUCCAAACCGAUGUUUCAGGAAUUUGCGCAGCUCGCAGGUCGCGACCACCCUUGACACCGCCGAUGGCUUCCCUGCUUCGCCACCCUCAGUGCUUCCCCUCGACCUCGCCGUUCUCCUCCGACGUCUUCCCUUCCGCUCCCGCUCACCCACUACACCCUCAACCCUUCCUGUCGCUUCCCCUACCGAAGUCCCCGCUCCCUUCUCCUCUGCGCCGCUCUCUCAAAUCUAAGCCGAUAAGGCCUUCGCCCCUUUACCAUUGCCAUUGCGCUUCUUCUUCGGCGACUUCGGCUCUUCUUGUCGAAACCCAGUUGCCCGCAAAUGACGAGGGUGCCGCCCCAGUAGGCAAAGAAGAGGAGGAGGAAGAAGAGUUCUCGAGGACCAGAUUGAUUGCCCAGAACAUUCCCUGGGCUUGUACUGCCGAGGAUGUUCGGUCUCUGUUCGAGAAGCACGGGACGGUCGUCGAAGUCGAGCUGUCGAUGCAUAGUAAGACGAUGAACAGGGGUCUAGCUUUCGUGGAGAUGGGUUCAGCUGAGGAGGCUCUCGCUGCUCUCAACAGUCUCGAAUCGUCCGAAUUCGAGGGUAGAGUAUUGAAAGUCAACUAUGCGAAACUGCGAAAGAAGAAACCUCCUCCUCCUGCGCAACCCAGACCGGUCGCAACAUUCAACUUGUUCGUGGCUAAUCUGUCGUAUCAGGCUAGAGCGAAAGACCUGAGGGAGUUUUUCGGCUCGGGGAGUGGUAGGGUUGCUUCUGCGGAAAUAAUAUUUCAUGAAAAUCCAAGAAGGUCUUCUGGAUAUGGAUUUGUUUCUUUCAUAUCCAAGAAAGAGGCUGAGGCAGCCUUGACAACCUUUCAGGGGAAGGAUUUUAUGGGAAGACCAUUAAGAGUGGCACGAAGUAAGCAAUUUCUGAAGCUACAAACUAAAGAAAGCUUGCAGUCCAAAGCUGCAUCAGACGAGUUGAUACCUGAUGCUGAGCAGGCGGAUGAAGCUGAGUAGAACCAAAAUUGGAAACACAGAGACACUUCCUGUUUUUGGUUAUAGUCAGUGAGGUUUCUUAAACACAGGCACUCAGUUUUCAUUUUAUAAAGCUGUCCAUUUUUUUAGUGGUAUAUGUAACUUUGUAAUGUGCGCUUUCGUCAUAACAUUGGAAUCCAUUCCCAAGCUAAAUGAAGCAUUUAUAGUGGAUGGUGUAAUUCUCCAUCUGUAUCUCCA
Molecule: messenger RNA, 1224 nt
Organism: Syzygium oleosum
Lineage: Eukaryota; Viridiplantae; Streptophyta; Magnoliopsida; Myrtales; Myrtaceae
Product: 29 kDa ribonucleoprotein A, chloroplastic
Exons: 4
Coding region: 79-1008 (309 amino acids)
Cellular component (GO): cytosol
Molecular function (GO): mRNA binding
Source: RefSeq, a predicted model, not a curated record